AUGGAUUCGGGCCCGGUCCAAGCCGACUUCUUGUCGGACGCCGAGUGCAGCGUGUACUCGCCGGGCAAGAGCACGAUCACCGUCAGCCUUGACUCGGUCUACGAAGUGCUCCCCAGCGAGGUGAUGGUCAGCAUGGAAGCUAUCAGUAAAGGUAUUUUCGACGAGCCCGUCGACUGUUCCUUCUACGACCCGCCGCGAAGCGAGACCAACGUCAGCAUGCUCGAGUCGCUCGAUCCCGACAUGGAGACGGCCCUCGACAGCUCCAUCUACGAAGCGCUGCCCAGCGAAGCGGCCGUCAGCAUGGAGAACUUUUCUCCUCCUGCCGCAAGGCCGUGCGCCUCGGUCUCCUCGGUGCUGACAGCUUGGGAGCACUCGGAUCCGUCGGUCUACUCGCCGAAGCAAAAUACCUGCAACGUCGAGUUUGACGACAUCAGCAUCGAGAGCGACCACAGCGACUGGUCCGAGUACGAGAUGCCGCCUUCCGUGGUGCUCGUUGAAAUGGAGCCCGUUGCUUCCAGCUCGGUGGCUGAGGUCGUCAUGCGUGGCAAUUUGACCCCCCAAUCCGUCAACAUUAGAACUACCGACCCGGACCAGAUCGGCCUCUAUGUGAACAAAGCC
Messenger RNA from Mesorhabditis spiculigera, 618 nucleotides. The record is from the annotation of a GenBank genome assembly. NCBI's taxonomy places the organism in Eukaryota, Metazoa, Nematoda, Chromadorea, Rhabditida, Rhabditidae.